AUCCCGUGACGUUUCAGGGAGUCAACAGCUUCCUGUUUGGGUUGUAAGCGGGUAUGAACCGAGGAGCCUCGAUAAACUCCUCGUAUAUGCACAUUAAUCCGUGAUUUUCAAACACUUUUGUUCUGUUAAGUAAACACGCAAGCGACACAGGAUGGCAGAAACUGGAAAUCGAUUACGGAAACUGCUCGAAUCGCCCAAUUUCGACCCACAGAACUACGUGAAGCAGCUGUCACAGCAGUCCGACGGCGACAGAGAUUUGCAGGAGCAUCGUCAGAAAAUCCAAAAUUUGGCCGACGAAACGGCACAAAACCUGAAGAAGAAUGUCUACAAGAACUACAGGCAGUUCAUCGAGACGGCCAAGGAGAUCUCCUACCUGGAGAGUGAGAUGUACCAGCUGAGCCACAUCCUGACGGAGCAGAAGAGUAUCAUGGAGAGCAUCACCCAGGCCUUGUGGUCCGCGGAUAAAGAUGAGACCUCCAAAGAGAUGCAGGCUGCGUUCCCCAAAGAAACAGAGGAGGUGAAGCAGAGGACGCUCACCUCCCUACUGGAGAAGGUGGAGGGCGGUAAAAACAUCAUGGACACCCCAGGGAGGCACCUUGUCUACAAUGGUGACCUUGUUGAGUUUGAUGUAGACAACAUGUCCCCCAUCCAGAAGGUGCACGCUUUCCUCAUGAACGACUGCCUGUUGAUCGCCACCUGGCUGCCAAACCGAAGAGGAACGGUGAAGUACAAGUACAACGCCCUGUACGACCUGGAGAGCUUUGCGGUCGUCAACGUGAAGGACAACCAUCCCAUGAAGGACAUGUUCAAGAUCCUCAUGUUCCCCGACAGUCGCAUCUUCCAGGCAGAGAACAGCAAGAUCAAGAAGGAGUGGCUUGAGAUCCUGGAUGAAACCAAGAAGAACAAAGUCACCAAGGACAGGCACAAGAAAGAGGAGGAGCCGCCGACGUCCCCUGUGAGGGCUGAAGUGUCCACCAACCCUUUCGACAUGGACGACGACGACCCUGCGGAUGCUGAAGAAGGCGUGGACCUCAGCCUCGAGUGGAUCCAGGAGCUUCCAGAGGAUCUGGACGUCUGCAUUGCCCAGAGAGACUUUGAGGGCGCUGUGGACCUGCUAGACAAGCUAAAUGAGUACCUCAAAGACCAGCCGGUCAACCAGAGGGUCAGAGAGCUGCGGUUGACGGUGGACGAGCGUGUGCGGCAGCUGACGGAGGUCCUGGUGUUUGAGUUAUCUCCAGAUCGGUCACUUCGUGGAGGACCUAAAGCUACCAGGAGGGCUGUUUUACAGCUGAUCAGACUAGGUCAGUCCACAAAAGCCUGCGAGCUGUUCCUGAAUAACCGAGCCGCCGCGGUCCAUACGGCCAUACGGCAGCUUCGCAUCGAGGGAGCCACGCUGCUCUACAUCCACAAGCUCUGCAACAUCUUCUUCACCAGCCUGCUGGAGACGGCCAAGGAGUUCGAAACAGACUUUGCGGGAAACACGGGCUGCUACUCAGCCUUCGUGGUCUGGUCCAAGUCAGCCAUGAGGAUGUUUGUGGACGCCUUCAGCAGUCAGGUGUUUGACAGUAAGGAGAGUCUGUCGACGGCGGCCGAGUGCGUCAAAGUGGCGAAAGAACACUGUCAGCAGCUGGUGGACAUCGGCCUGGACCUGACCUUCACGCUGCAGUCCCUGCUGGUCAAGGACGUCAAGGCGGCGCUGCAGAGCUACAAGGACAUCAUCAUCGAAGCCACCAAGCACCGCAACUCUGAGGAGAUGUGGAGGAGGAUGAACCUCAUGACGCCCGAGGCUCUGGUCAAACUCAAGGACGAGAUGCGCAGCUGUGGCAUCGGCAGCUUCGAGCAGUACACGGGCGACGACUGCUGGGUGAACCUGAGCUACACCAUGGUGGCCUUCACCAAGCAGAUGAUGAACUUCCUGGACGAGGGCCUGAAGCUCUACUUCCCCGAGCUGCACAUGGUGCUGCUGGAGAGCCUGAGGGAGAUCAUCCUGGUGGCCGUGCAGCACGUGGACUACAGCCUGCGCUGCGAGCAGGACCCCGAGAAGAAGGCCUUCAUCCUGCAGAACGCCACGUUCCUCCACGACACGGUGCUGCCCGUGGUGGAGCGCAGGUUCGAGGAGGGCGUGGGCAAACCGGCCAAACAGCUGCAGGACCUGAGGAAGAGCAACAGGUCUGUUCGAAUCAACCCAGAGAGCACCACGUCUUUGGUCUGAGACUGACAUUUGUACAAAAAUAAAAAAGGUGAGUGAACAAAACACAUAUUCUCUGAGUGGAUUUCAGAAGAAAACAGCCAGAUAUUGGUUGUUUUUGAGACUGUGGGACAUAGCACCUGAUUUACCACUGACUUUUAUUAAAGUUCCUCUUCAUUUUGGCAAAAAAAGAUGAAAAAGUAUCUGUAUUAGGGCUGAAACUAUGAAUGACUUUCAUAAUUGAUUCAUCUGUUGAUUAUUUACCCUUAUUCACGCAGUUGUUUGGUCUAAAAAUGUCAAAAAUGGGUGAAAACCUUGAAAUAAUGAUGUUCUCAAAUGUCUUGUUUUGUCCUCAAAGCAAAAUUAUUCAUUUUUAAUGAUUUAUUUGUUAAAUGGAGCAAAGAAACCAGAAAAUAUUCACAUUUAAGAAGCUGAAAAAAACAUAAAAUGUAUUUAGUUGCAGCCCUAAUCUGUUUUCUCAUCACACUGCCAAUGGUUUGGAGGUGACUGGUUAUCAUGUUUGGUCCAAAGUCACGCUAAGUUAACUGAGGACUGAUGAAAAGGGAUGACUGAAAUAGAGAAUGCACUGGUAAAUGUUCACUGUUUUACUCCAACAGUGAAAAAUGUACACGCUUGUGUUUGAUUGUAACAUAACAUGUAAUAAAUGUCAUCACUAUGCACUACCACA
This is a messenger RNA of Solea senegalensis (Senegalese sole), 2876 nucleotides long. RefSeq names its product exocyst complex component 8 (gene exoc8). Gene Ontology annotation, cellular component: exocyst. NCBI's taxonomy places the organism in Eukaryota, Metazoa, Chordata, Actinopteri, Pleuronectiformes, Soleidae. The transcript has 4 exons. Gene Ontology annotation, biological process: exocytosis; intracellular protein localization; Golgi to plasma membrane transport. Bases 152 to 2212 code for a protein of 686 amino acids. The record is from RefSeq and is a predicted model, not a curated record.